Molecule: messenger RNA, 3214 nt
Organism: Camarhynchus parvulus
Lineage: Eukaryota; Metazoa; Chordata; Aves; Passeriformes; Thraupidae
Gene: ARHGAP24
Product: Rho GTPase activating protein 24
Exons: 10
Coding region: 484-2727 (747 amino acids)
Biological process (GO): negative regulation of Rac protein signal transduction; wound healing, spreading of epidermal cells; negative regulation of ruffle assembly
Cellular component (GO): focal adhesion
Molecular function (GO): GTPase activator activity
Source: RefSeq, a predicted model, not a curated record
AGCGGGGAGCCCGGACGGCUCCCGGCGGGUGUCCCGGCGCUGGCAUUCCCAGAGCGUCUGGGAAGGCAGGCGCGUUCCUCCAGCGGCGCGCCCCGGGGCUGCCAGCUGCCCGUGAAACCCGAAGCGCGGGGGCCGGCCCUGCACGGCCGCCCCGGCCCCUCGGCCGGCGCACACAGCACAUCGCACAUUAUCCAUCACCCUCACACGCCGCCGCCCCGCCCGCCGCCGCGGGCUGCCCCCGCCGCGGCUCCCGGGGCAGCGCGGCAGCCCCCGUGGGAUGGUGCUGGUGGUGCUGGCGGCAGCCCCGCCUGCGCACAGGUCGCCUGAGCGGCUGAGGGAGGGGGCAGGAGGAGAAACUUGUGAGCGCAGCCGGGCUGAAACCAGCCGGUGCCGAGCGUGCCCCGAGCCGCCGCCGCGUGUAUGGGGCAGCGGGGCGGGCCUGCGUGAGGGCGGGCAGCGCCGGGAGAGUUACCCAUUGCCAGUAUGGAAGAACACAAUGGCUCUUCAGAGACUCCUGCCCUGAGCCCAGGGCAGCACGUUGCCAUCAAGUGCGGGUGGUUGCGGAAGCAGGGCGGCUUUGUCAAGACCUGGCACACGCGCUGGUUUGUCCUCAGGGGGGACCAGCUCUACUAUUUCAAAGAUGAAGAUGAAACCAAGCCCUUGGGCACCAUCUUUCUGCCUGGCAACAGAGUAAUUGAGCAUCCCUGCAAUGAAGAAAGUCCAGGAAAGUUCCUUUUUGAGGUUGUUCCAGGAGGAGACCGGGAGCGGAUGACAGCCAAUCAUGAGACCUACCUCCUCAUGGCGAGCACGCAGAAUGACAUGGAGGAUUGGGUGAAAUCCAUCCGCAGGGUUAUCUGGGCACCCUUUGGAGGAGGUAUUUUUGGGCAGAAGCUGGAAGACACUGUGCGGUACGAGAAGCGCUAUGGGAACCGCCUGGCUCCCAUGCUGGUGGAGCAGUGCGUGGACUUCAUCCGCCAGCGGGGGCUGAAGGAGGAGGGCCUUUUCCGACUGCCUGGGCAGGCUAAUCUCGUCAAGGAGCUCCAGGAUGCCUUUGACUGUGGAGAAAAGCCCUCUUUUGACAGCAACACAGAUGUGCACACCGUGGCUUCACUGCUCAAGCUGUACCUAAGGGAGCUCCCAGAACCAGUUGUACCAUAUGCAAAAUAUGAAGAUUUUCUUUCCUGUGCCAAAAUGCUCAGCAAGGAGGAAGAAACGGGCCUGAAGGAACUGGUGAAGCAAGUGAAGAGCCUGCCAGCUGUCAAUUACAAUCUGCUGAAAUACAUCUGUAGAUUCCUUGAUGAAGUGCAGUCGUAUUCAGGUGUAAACAAAAUGAGUGUGCAAAACCUGGCUACAGUUUUUGGCCCCAACAUCCUGCGCCCCAAAGUGGAAGAUCCUCUGACUAUCAUGGAGGGUACAGUAGUAGUCCAGCAGCUCAUGUCAGUGAUGAUUAGCAAACAUGAAGAGCUGUUUCCCAAGGAUGUAGACCCUCAGAUGGGACCUGAGGUGUGCAACAACAACAAUGAAAUUCCAAAGAAAACCACUGCAGGGCAGCUACAGAACAAAGAGAACAACAAUACCAAGGAGACAGCAGUGAGGCGCUGCUCUUGGGACACACCUGAGUCUCCCCAAAGGGGAAGCAUGGACUGUGAGUCUCCGACUGCUCUGCCAGGCAGCAAGACAAGCAGCCCAAGGAACAGCAUCCAGAAACCAGAUGUCACCAGGAGCCCGCCACUCAUGGUGAAAAAAAAUCCUGCUUUUAAUAAAGGUAGCGGCAUAGUCACCAACGGGUCCUUCAGCAGCUCCGUGGAGGGCCCGGAGAAGAGCCAGGCCGUGCCAAACUGCUCCCUGCAAGCCAGGAGAACGUCGUCCCUGAAGGGGCCGGUGACCAAGAUGGGCACCCACAGCGUGCAGAACGGCGGGGUGCGCAUGGGCGUGUCCAACACGGACGGGCACAGCAACAGCCUGGGCAGCCGGAGCCCAGGCUGGGCGCCCAAUGGCUACGUCACCCUCAGGGACAACAAGCAGAGGGAGCCCUCGGUGGCUGAGUCAGGCCAGCACAACAGGCUCUCCACCUACGACAAUGUCCACCAGCAGUUCUCCAUGGUGAACUCUGAUGACAAGCAGAGUGUGGACAGUGCCACCUGGUCCACGUCCUCAUGUGAAAUAUCCCUCCCGGAGCACUCCAACUCCUGUCGCUCAUCCACCACCACCUGCCCUGAGCAGGACUUUUAUGCGGGUAACUUCGAAGACUCUGUGCUAGAUGGGCCACCCCACGAAGAGCUCUCUAACCCGGGUGACUUUGAGAACAAAAGUGACAGGAGGAGUGUGGGGGGCCACAGCAGCCGAGCCACCAGCAGCAGCGAUAACAGUGAAACAUUUGUGCCCAACAGUACCAACAACCACAGUGCUUUGCACAGCCUGGUGUCCAGCUUGAAGCAGGAAAUGGCCAAGCAAAAACUAGAAUAUGAGACAAGGAUAAAAAGCCUGGAGCAGAGAAAUCUCACCCUGGAGACUGAAAUGAUGGCCCUGCAUGAAGAGCUGGAUCAAGAGCGGAAGAAGUUCACAAUGGUGGAAAUCAAAAUGCGUAACGCAGAGCGGGCAAAGGAGGAUGCAGAGAAGAGGAAUGAUAUGCUGCAGAAGGAAAUGGAGCAGUUUUUCUCUACUUUUGGGGAAUUGACAGUGGAGUCUCGCAGACCAGAAAGAGGCAACACCAUCUGGAUCCAGUGAGCUGUGGAAGCCUAGGCUGUGGGACUUGAGGAAGGGCUUGGGGGUAUUAUACUGUAUCAGGUGGCUGGUCACCUGUCUGAGGCUAGUACUCAACAAAAUGUUACAAACCCUUGAAGGAGGAAAUCAUACAUACAUUAAGCAGUCAUAUCUACAGUGUGUACUUACCAAGUUAUACUCUUUGAAUGCUUCAUGAGACUACUGUCAAGUGUUACAACUGGAUAUGUGUAUAUAAAUUUAAAAACCACCUUAGAGCAAGAGAUGUAUCUGAAGAAAUAUUUUAAUGCGAGUCUUGUAUUUAAACUGGUAAAUUGAGAUGUUGUUGCAAUCAAGCUUUAUAUAAAGGCUUUUCUCCCUUGCACUUAACAUAAUAAGCUAUUUUUGGCAUUGUGUUACCAUCAGCUUAUUUUGUAUAUCAAAUGUUUUUUUUGUUUUUGUUUUGUUACCCCUUUUGCUGGGGAGUGAAGAUAAACAGAUAUGUUAAGGUAAA